AUGGCUUCCAUCUUCUCGACUUUGCACAAGCCAUCUACGUCCGAGAGACCGCCGUAUUUGGUACAUGCCCCUUCACUCUUGAAGCCAUGCAAUGACGUCCCAGAUGAGAUGCAUACGUCGAUUGUGACGCUUGGUGCUCAACUCGGCCUACAUACCGAUCAUUGGGGGAUCAAUCUCGAGUCUCUCUCUCAUGGGACUAGGUCGUCUAUUCCUCAUGCGCAUAGUGCCCGAGACGAAUUUGUGUAUGUUGUAUCUGGGUCCGGGCUUGUUUGGCUCGAUGGAGAAACAUAUGAUCUCGAGCCAGGAGACUGCGUUGGAUUUCCAGCAGGCACUGGAGAGGCGCAUGCAUUGAUUAAAGAUGGGUACCAGAUGGUGGAUGGGAAGAUGACUACGAAGAGCGGGUCAAAGGAGGCCCAUUGGUCUUGCUUGUGGUAG
Messenger RNA from Rhizoctonia solani, 435 nucleotides. Its product is annotated as cupin domain-containing protein. The transcript has a single exon. Bases 1 to 435 code for a protein of 144 amino acids. NCBI's taxonomy places the organism in Eukaryota, Fungi, Basidiomycota, Agaricomycetes, Cantharellales, Ceratobasidiaceae. The record is from RefSeq and is a predicted model, not a curated record.